Nipponia nippon (crested ibis) is the source of this 2100-nucleotide messenger RNA. The record is from RefSeq and is a predicted model, not a curated record. NCBI's taxonomy places the organism in Eukaryota, Metazoa, Chordata, Aves, Pelecaniformes, Threskiornithidae.
AUGUCCAAAGGAAUCUUACAGGUACAUCCUCCAAUCUGUGAUUGCCCUGGGUGUCGAAUUUCGUCUCCAGUGAACCGGGGUCGUCUGGCAGAGAAGAGGACGAUCCCCUUACCUCCAACCAGGAUCCCGAAGAAAGAGCUGACCUCAAUUUUCUCACAUAGUGACGACAGCGAAGAGAGUGAUAAGAGCAAUGGUCAACACCCUGAAGUAAAGCAGGAGGAGGAUCUCCAUAUCAGUAUCAUGAAAAGAAGGAUACACACCCACUGGGAUUUAAACAUCUCCUUCCGAGAGACCUCUUGCAGCCGUGAUAACGACCUUUCCACUAUCAUCUCCAACCUGCAUCAGAGCCGUCAACUCGUUAUGCCAGAGACCCAGAGCCGCUGUGAAUUCAAGAGAAACAGCAUCGACGUUGGCUUAGGAGCAGCAGAUGAAAUUUUAGGCAAGAGAAGAGUAUGUUCUCCCAACAGCAGCAGUGAGUGUCCUUUAGAAAGCAAGAAAGCCAGAAGUGAGUCCCCAAAGGAAAACUCCCACACGCCUCUGCUUGAGGACUCGGUGACUCAGAUGACCCCAGAGGAGCACUACAGACGCAUGAUGUCAGCACUGAAUGAACAUGGCACGUUUGAAGAGCAGCAGCAACAACGUCUCUACCAGCUGGCCAACAGCAUGGCGGUGCCCAGCCAUGGAGGCCUCCUUGCUGCCCUAGAAGGGCAGCGCCAGGAGAUAUCCCACCCACCACCUCUGCUUUCACCCCAGAAUGCACCCCAUAUUGCCCUGGGACCCCACUUGAGACCUCCUUUCCUCGGGGUGCCUUCGGCUCUGUGCCAGACACCAGGUUACGGGUUCCUACAGCCGGCACAAGCAGAGAUGUUUGCACGGCAGCAAGAGAUGCUACGAAAGCAAAACCUGGCAAGGUUGGAGAUGUCGGCCGAGAUCAUCCGCCAGAAGGAGCUGGAGAAUCUCCACAGGCAAAGGCUACUGGCUGGUGACCCACUGAGCCUGCAUCCCGGCUUGCCCCCAGACCACCCGGCCCUGCGCAACGUGCACGACAUCCCCGAGGGCCACCCGCUGCGGGAGGAGCUCUCCCGGAGGAACGCCAUGCUGGUGCUGCGGCACAAUAACACUCCCCUGCUCUCCCUCAACCCCAGCGUCCCCAGCAGUGCCACGCCACCCAAGGAGCAGCCCCGGCGGGGCAGCCGGAAAUCGGCACACCACCGCGCUGAGCCGCAGGGGCUGAGCGAGGCCAAGGAGCUGGCGGAGCCCCGGGUGCGGGAUGGGGUGCCAGACUGUAACGACGAGGAGAUGAAGGACUCUGAGAGCGAUGCGGAUGUGAGCGACGAGAAGCUGGAGAGCCUGAAGGCUGAGAGCAGCAGCUCGACCGCUGAGCUUAAGGAGUGCAAAGAGACGGGCAAAGUCUGUGAAGGGGCCAAGGAGCUGGGUGAAGCGACGGCUGGCCAAAAUGCCCCCUGCAGCUCCUCGAGCGCCGAGUCCCCCAGCCAUUUGCUUGGCCCAGGCAUCAACAAAACCGAGGUGAAAUAUCUCCCGCCAGCUUCCAUCCCACCACCUCAGCCGCUGCCCUUCGGAUUCCCUUACACGAUGAGCCCCUACUUCCAUGCAGGCACCAUGGGAGGUCUGUUUCUGGAUGGUGAGGAAAGCCCUGCGCUGGAAGACAUCAGCAAAUGGACGGUGGAGGACGUCUGCAGCUUUGUGUCCAACUUGUCUGGCUGCACCGAGUACACUCAGGUAUUCCGAGAGCAGGCUAUUGACGGCGAGACCCUGCCCCUCCUGACGGAAGAGCACUUACUGAACAACAUGGGGCUGAAACUCGGGCCUGCACUGAAGAUAAGGUCACAGGUCGCCAAGAGAGUGGGCAGAGUUCUGUACAUGGCAGGCUUCCCCAUGGCUUUCCCACUGCAGCCUCCUGGUUUACGGCCUCCGGAGCGGGACCUGCCCGCGGCUGAUCUCCGGCCGUCCUCCACAGGCAGCGUGGCCUCCCCUUUCAGCAGCGGCCUGCCCUCCGCCAGCCGCGUCUCACCAAAGCAGGAAAACGGAAACCCCUCCAUCAUUGCUGGGAUCAAUGACGCCACGAAACCUCCAUCUUAA